Messenger RNA from Lytechinus pictus (painted urchin), 2520 nucleotides. Its product is annotated as zinc finger protein 135-like. The transcript is spliced from 5 exons. Gene Ontology annotation, cellular component: chromosome. NCBI's taxonomy places the organism in Eukaryota, Metazoa, Echinodermata, Echinoidea, Temnopleuroida, Toxopneustidae. Bases 53 to 2425 code for a protein of 790 amino acids. The record is from RefSeq and is a predicted model, not a curated record. Gene Ontology annotation, molecular function: chromatin insulator sequence binding; protein binding. Gene Ontology annotation, biological process: regulation of transcription by RNA polymerase II.
CAUUUUGUCACCAAACACAGACCUGUAAGAAAUUGCAGACGUCGUAAGCAAGAUGGACUAUCGGUACGUGGACCAACAGGGGUCACAACGAACUGCCUCCCACGAAGACCAGCAGAGCGGUUUGCCGCAUCAUCAGCAACAUUUACAACAUCUGCCACAUUUCAGUCACCAGCACUCCCUGCAACCGCCGCCACAUCAACACAUGCACCAUGUAUCACAACCUGUGUUUGUUGCUGCUGCUCCGCAUAGUAGCAGGGAAGCUUACAACAGUCGGAGACAGAGUGGACAAGAUCUGCAAUCUAUAUUAGAAGUGGCUGGUCUUGUGCCGGUACGUCCGCCUUCCCACCACCCCCAGCAUCCGCACCAGACCGACCAGCAACGUCAGCCGUCGGACACCAGACCUAUGCAACUCCUCUCUGAUGGGGGACAACUCCCGAGAGACUACAGCAACGUUCCGCCGUCCCUCCAGCAACACCAGCAGCCUCAAGAAGACUACCAGAGGGACUUUGGAUCACACCUCCCCCAGACAUCCGGCAUCAACUCGCGCCAGGACUCCGGUCUGGUCGAUCUCUCCGACCGACCUCAACAGAGGAACCAAGAAUCUCAGGAGAAUAACAACGAUAGCGAUCUUGAACCGCCUAGCAUUCUGAGAGAGAAGCAACACCCGGGGCCGCUACCGCCGGCUUCAUCACCACCUAAACUACCUCAAGGACUUGUGUACUGUUUUUCUGAGAAUGAUAAGAAGAAGGUGAUAGGAGUGAAGGCCGAGAAGACGGUUGAGAAUGGAACAGAGUUUGGCGUAUUCCUUGGAGCUCUGGUGGAUGAAGCAUCUGGAUGUGUUGAGGAAUCAUCCUGGGAAUUAUGUCUCCUUGGCAAGAUUCUCUAUUAUGUGGAUGGCAAGUAUAAACGUAAUGAGAACUGGAUGUUACAUGUACAAUGCGCUAGGAACGCAAAGGAACAGAACAUAGAGGCCGUACAACGCUACGGGUAUAUUCAUUUUCAAACAACCAAGAUGAUCGAACCUGGGUCUGAAUUACGAGUCUACUACAGCGACGACUACGCCAAACACGCAGGCUUCAAGAUCAAAUUAAAUGACCUCAGCUAUAAGGAAGAGACGGAUAACUUCCAAUGCAAGGAAUGUCAGUGUUUCUACAAAUCUGCUAAGCGCAUGAUGCGACACAUCAAACUAGCUCAUGACUCUGAACACACGGGUGAAAUACGACCGUUAUUUACUUGGGAAGUUAAGAAGAAGCUCACCGAAAUCAGACAACCAUCCUCGACUCAUCCGGUCAGAAACGCCGACAACCGAUUUAUAUGCGUGACAUGCGGCAAAGACUUUCCAACCAGAGGACGGCUGGCGGCCCACGAGACUUUCCAUGAUUUCGCUGGUGGGAUGUACGUCUGCGACCAGUGCGGGGAAGCGUGCGAAAAUGCAGAGAUACUGACAAAGCAUAUUUUAAAGCAUCAAGGCCGACCAUUUAGAUGUGAGAUAUGUAGUAAGAUAUUCACCACAAAGACCAGCCUACAUCAGCAUGAACGAGAGGUGCACGGCUGGCGAUGCACCAAGUUCUCUUGUCAGACUUGUAAACAGGAAUAUGAGGAUUUAGCAGAAUUCAAGAAACACCAGUGUAACAAUUCUGGCAAAACAGUACAGAAAGAAGAUGGAAUAAAAAAUGAUAAAUCAACAGCUUCCACGAGAGCUACAAGUGAAGAUGGAAAGGGUAAGGUUUCCGACAAGCAAGCGGAAGUCUCGUCGGCGUUUCCCGUUGAUAUGCUUGGAAAGCGGUUCUCGUACUUUGACCGCCCGCGGCCGUACAAGUGCCGUCACUGCGGCAUGAAGUUCCGACAGUACAACCAGCGGAAAUACCACGAGCAGGAAGCGCAUGAAGGUAAGGGUACCUACCAGUGUCCACAGUGCUCACAGAGAUUUGCUACCAGAUGUAACCUUGAUACCCAUCUUAAGAAACAUAAUCCCAUCAGACCGUUCCAGUGUCAGCUUUGCGACCGAUCCUUCGCGUCAGCGAAUGCUCUAUCCAACCAUCAAGGGGAACAUACGGGGGCAAAACCUUACAAGUGUACAGUGUGCGAUCGAGGAUUCAGAACGCAGAAACUCAUGGGAAAGCAUCGGACGCGUAUGCACGGCAAACGCGAAAAGCGCUUCGCCUGCUCCUUCUGCGACAAGCGCUUCAUGGAGCGAUCGAGCUGGCGGAACCAUGAGAGGCGUCAUAAAGGUAUCCGACCCCACGUGUGUUUGGUGUGCGGGAAGGGAUUCUCCAGCAAGGACUCUAUGGUGGUGCAUCAACGUAUUCAUACGGGAGAAAUGCCAUUUCAAUGCGAUAAAUGUGGAAAAUCAUUUAGGAACAACCACAAUCUUACAGCUCAUCUUCUACAUCACACUGCAGAAGGUCACCCAGAUAACAUCUAGGAAUGUAUUACACUGAAGGCUGAAAAACAAGGUCUUCACGACAAAACAGUGGCUGGACAUAGUGGCUCAGUGGUAGAUUGUCUGCCUCCUGACAU